AUGGCAUCACUGAUCAUGGUCUUGUUCACGGUUUUGACCAUGCUUUUCACGAGUUUCAUAAUCUCUCAAGCUACGUCUCGUACUGUCACCUUUCAAGCUAUGUCGUUGGUUGAUAAACAUGAGCAAUGGAUGGCUCGGUUUGCUCGUGUAUACCGUGAUGAGCUCGAGAAACAGAUGAGACGCGAUGUGUUUAAGAAGAACGUGAAGUUCAUUGAGAACUUCAACCAAAAAGGUAACAAAAGCUACAAGCUUGGUGUCAAUGAAUUCGCGGAUUGGACCAACGAAGAGUUCCUAGCCAUGCAUACUGGACUAAAGGGACUAACUGAAGUUUCCGCAUCCAAGGUGGUCGAGAAAACGAUGUCGUCUAGGUCUUGGAACGUCAGUGACGUGGUAAGCGAGAGCAAGGACUGGAGAGCUGAUGGAGCUGUCACUCCUGUCAAAUACCAAGGCCAAUGCGGAUGUUGUUGGGCGUUUUCGGCUGUAGCAGCAGUGGAAGGAGUGACUAAAAUCGCCGGCGGGAACCUUGUAUCUUUGUCCGAACAACAGCUUCUAGAUUGCGACAGAGAGUACGACCGAGGCUGCGACGGUGGGAUAAUGUCGGACGCUUUCAACUAUAUAAUCCAAAACCAAGGCAUAUCUUCCGAGAACGACUACUCUUAUCAAGGAUCAGAUGGGAGUUGCCGGUCCAACGCAAGACCCGCAGCACGUAUCAGCGGAUUCCAGUCUGUUCCGAUCGAGAACAACGAGCAGGCCUUGCUCGAGGCCGUAUCGAGGCAACCAGUCUCUGUGUCGAUGGACGCGGAUGGUGAUGGGUUCAUGCAUUACUCAGGAGGAGUAUACGACGGGCCUUGUGGUACAAGCUCGAAUCACGCUGUUACGUUUGUUGGCUAUGGAACAAGCGAUGACGGAACCAAGUACUGGCUGGCUAAGAACUCUUGGGGUGAAACUUGGGGAGAAAAAGGUUACAUUAGGAUCCGAAGAGACGUGGCUUGGCCUCAAGGCAUGUGUGGUGUAGCACAGUAUGCUUUCUAUCCGGUUGCGUAACUAAAUUUUGUUUUAUAUAAUUCUAUACGUAUUGGCUACGAUUCAAACGAAAAGUAUAACAAAGAGGUAUAUUUAUAAUAUAGUUCCAUGAUUAUUAAAUUUUGGCUGAGGUGCCGUUUUAGUC
Capsella rubella is the source of this 1168-nucleotide messenger RNA. Its product is annotated as ervatamin-B. The record is from RefSeq and is a predicted model, not a curated record. Gene Ontology annotation, cellular component: lysosome. Gene Ontology annotation, molecular function: cysteine-type endopeptidase activity. Lineage: Eukaryota; Viridiplantae; Streptophyta; Magnoliopsida; Brassicales; Brassicaceae.